AAGCAGUACCGGGAAUCCUACAUCAGCGACACGCUGGACCUGGACAUGGAGCAGCUGGAGAAGCGCUCGCGCGCCAGCGGCAGCAGCGCCGGCAGCAUCCGGCACAAGCGGCUGUCCCGGCAUUCCACCACCUCCCACAGCAGCUCCCACACCUCCGGCAUCGAGGCUGACCCCAAAGCCCGGGAGAUGGGGCCCGAGGACGGCUUCUCCGGCGCCGGCGCCCACCGCAAGCUGAGGACCUGCAGCUCCAUGACCAGCCACGGCAGCUCCCACACCUCCGGCGUGGAGAGCGGCGGGAAGGACCGGCUGGAGGAGGAUUCCCAGGACGACGAAAUUGAGAUGCUGGUGGAUGACCCCCGGGAGCUGGAGCAGGCUGGGGAGAUGGAGGUGAGCCCCGACAUGUGCGUCUACAUCACCGAGGACAUGCUGCUGUCCCGCAAGUUCAACGGGCACUCGGGUAAGGUGGUGGCCGCUUCUCUUCCCAAUCCCCCGGUGCGAGUCACGCCUUUGGGAGCUGGGAUGAGGUGGUCUUUAAG
Molecule: messenger RNA, 536 nt
Organism: Pyrgilauda ruficollis (rufous-necked snowfinch)
Lineage: Eukaryota; Metazoa; Chordata; Aves; Passeriformes; Passeridae
Product: FERM domain-containing protein 6-like
Exons: 2
Biological process (GO): positive regulation of hippo signaling
Cellular component (GO): cytoplasmic side of apical plasma membrane
Source: RefSeq, a predicted model, not a curated record